CGUUUGCCUUGUCCAUUCCAACGACGUCAUAACCUACUCAGUGGUCAAGUAAACUGAUACCAAAGACAUAAAUCGUCCAUUGAACUUGGCAAUUCAAUGUUUUUUUUUUUUGGAGUUUCUUGUUUCCUACCCAGAACUCAUUUAGAAAGACAGAAAUCUGAAAUCCGAAAACCAAGCAACAAUGCCACCCCGCAAACGCAAAGCCGCAGCCAUCGCGCAUGACGACCAUGAUGCAGUCUCAACACCCGACUCCUCGCGCCGCCGCUCAACGCGCGUCUCUUCCUCCGCAAAGAAAAGCCAUUAUUUUGAAGGCGACUCCGAGUCCGACUCACCAGAAGCUUCCGCCGCCGCCAAAUCCAAAGCCAAACCCACAGCAGCCAAGCAGCGCCAACGCGGCCGACCAAAGAAGGCCAAGGUAGAAGCCGAUCCCGACGAAGACGGAGACGAAGACGAUGAAGACGCCUACCACGACGAACCUACGGAAACCCAAAAUGACGAUGACAAAAACAAUAACGAAGAAUCAGAAGACGACGACGAAGCCGCUUCCCCCAAAGUCACUUUCAUCCCUAUCCCCAAGUUACGUGAUCUGAAUGGUGUGGCCUAUUCUCCAAACACGAUCCACCCCAACACCCUCCACUUCCUCCGCGACCUGCGCGCCAACAACAAACGUUCCUGGCUCAAACUCCACGACGCCGAAUACCGCCGCUCUUUAUCGGAUUGGGAAUCCUACGCCAUGUCGCUCACCGACCUGAUCAUUUCCUCCUGUGACCCAACCAUCCCCGAAUUGCCGUUUAGAGACGUCAACUUCCGCAUUUAUCGGGAUAUCCGCUUCAGCAAGGAUCCGACGCCGUAUAAACCGCAUUACAGCGCGAGUUGGUCGCGCACGGGGAGGAAGGGGCCGUAUGCGUGUUAUUACGUGCAUGUGGAGCCGGGAAAGUGUUUUGUGGGUGGAGGGCUGUGGCAUCCUGAUGGACCAGCGUUGGGGAGGUUGAGGAGUAGUAUUGAUGAGAGGCCGGGACGGUGGAGGAAGGUUUUGAUGGAUAAGACCUUUAAGGAGACGUUUCUCGGUGGUGCGGGGGCGAAGGAGAAGACGGGACAAAAGGGGAUGGGGAAGGGGAAGAAGAAGAAGGGAAGGGGGAAGAAAGAUGAGGAUGUGGAGGAGGACGACGAUGGACUGGAUGAAGAGAGGGCGGUUAUCAAGGCGUUUUGUGCGGCUAAUGCUGAGAAUGCGUUGAAGACUAAACCCAAGGGCUUCGAUGCUGAGCAUAGAGACAUAGAGCUGCUCAAGCUGCGCAACUUCACCGUGGGGAAGAAGCUACCUGAUUCUGUCUUUACAUCAGAAGGUGGGCAGGAGCAGGUGCUCAAUGUUAUCAAGGCUAUGGUUCCGUUUGUGACGCACCUCAAUCGCAUCGUCAUGCCUGAUCCUGGUGAUGAAGACGAUUCAGAAGAUGAAGAGGCCUGAAACAAGGCGCUCGAGAGGAUGACCCUUUUUCUUAUGCUGUGGACUCGACCCACGCGAUUUUUGGAUAGCGAUUGAUAUCAGGAUAUGGAACCGUUCCCUGUUGUAGUUGGUUUUCGCCUUGGUUACUGACAAUGAAAUAAUACUCACCUCAACGGCAGUCGACACCCCACACAG
Neurospora tetraspora is the source of this 1636-nucleotide messenger RNA. RefSeq lists its product as uncharacterized. The record is from RefSeq and is a predicted model, not a curated record. NCBI's taxonomy places the organism in Eukaryota, Fungi, Ascomycota, Sordariomycetes, Sordariales, Sordariaceae. The transcript has 3 exons. Bases 182 to 1462 code for a protein of 426 amino acids.